AUGGCCUCGCAGAACGACGACCCCGGCGCCGUCGCCCGCGCCCCCAGCAAGGCUGCCGAACCCGGCGGGGGCGCCGCCCGGGGCUCCGUGCGCAGCAGGCUGCAGCAGGAGCUGAUGACGCUGAUGAUGUCCGGAGACCACGGCAUCUCCGCCUUCCCGGAGUCGGACAAUCUCUUCAAGUGGAUCGGGACCAUCAACGGCGUGGCUGGGACGGUCUACGAGGAGCUGAGGUACAAGCUCUCCUUGGAAUUCCCCAGCGGCUACCCCUACAACGCUCCCACCGUCAAGUUCCUCACCCCUUGCUACCACCCCAACGUGGACCUGCAGGGCAACAUCUGCUUGGACAUCCUGAAGGACAAGUGGUCGGCUCUCUACGACGUCCGGACCAUCUUGCUCUCCAUCCAGAGCUUGCUGGGAGAGCCAAACGUGGAAAGUCCUUUGAAUACAGAGGCUGCCGAGCUGUGGAAGAACCAAGCAG
This is a messenger RNA of Notechis scutatus (mainland tiger snake), 478 nucleotides long. NCBI's taxonomy places the organism in Eukaryota, Metazoa, Chordata, Lepidosauria, Squamata, Elapidae. The record is from RefSeq and is a predicted model, not a curated record.